AUGUCUGAGAUCGUACACCCCACUAUCAAGGAUGGCUGGUUCCGCGAGAUCUCCGACAUGUGGCCCGGCCAGGCCAUGACCCUCAAGGUCAAGGAGGUGCUUCACCACGAGAAGAGCAAGUACCAGGACGUCCUCAUCUUCGAAUCGACCGACUACGGCACCGUCUUGGUCCUUGACAAUGUCAUCCAGUGCACCGAGCGUGAUGAGUUCUCAUACCAGGAGAUGAUUACCCACCUUGCCAUGAACGCGCACCCCGACCCCAAGCGUGUUCUCGUUAUUGGUGGAGGCGACGGUGGUGUGCUCCGUGAAGUCGUCAAGCACGACUGCGUCGAGAAGGCUGUGCUCUGCGACAUCGACGAGGCUGUCAUUCGUCUGUCUAAGAAGUACCUCCCCGGCAUGUCGGUUGGCUUCAACCACCCCAAGGUUGAGGCUAUCGUCGGCGACGGCUUCAAGUACCUUGAGGACAAGAAGGGCGAGUUCGACGUUAUUAUCACCGAUUCCAGUGACCCAGAAGGUCCCGCCGAGGCCCUCUUCCAGAAGCCGUACUUUGAGCUGCUCAACGGCGCGCUUCGGGAAGGCGGUGUCAUCACCACUCAAGGUUCCGAGAACCAGUGGCUCCACAUGCCUCUCAUUGUGAACCUCAAGAAGGGCUGCAAGGAGGUCUUCCCCAACGUCGAGUACGGCUACACCACGAUCCCCACCUACCCGUCUGGCCAGAUCGGCUUCAUGGUCUGCUCCAAGGACGCCAACCGCGACCUCAAGAAGCCCCUCCGCUCUUGGGCCCCUGAGGAAGAGGAGAAGCUGUGCAAGUACUACAGCAAGGAGAUUCACGAGGCAGCAUUCGUUCUACCCACUUUCGCUCGCAAGGCUCUUCGGUAG
Didymosphaeria variabile is the source of this 879-nucleotide messenger RNA. RefSeq names its product putrescine aminopropyltransferase (gene SPE3). The transcript has 4 exons. Gene Ontology annotation, molecular function: spermidine synthase activity. Gene Ontology annotation, biological process: spermidine biosynthetic process. Lineage: Eukaryota; Fungi; Ascomycota; Dothideomycetes; Pleosporales; Didymosphaeriaceae. Gene Ontology annotation, cellular component: cytosol. Bases 1 to 879 code for a protein of 292 amino acids. The record is from RefSeq and is a predicted model, not a curated record.